AUGGGCUUCUUGGACAUCCGGGCGCCGACGUCGUUUCGGCUCUCGUUGGGCGAUGCCUGGGACCCUGCAUCGAUGACCACUGGGCCUUCGCCCUUUGUCAUUUUCCAGAAGCAGCCGCAGGAGACCCACCCCUCCAUCGGCAACCUGGUGCUCCUUGUGGUCGGCGCCGUCCUCCAGGUCGUCUGCGUUAGCUUGCCCGGUUACAUCAUCGCGCGCCUGGGCCACUUUGACGCCGAGAAGCAGAAGUUCCUCGCCAACCUCAAUGUCAUGCUAUUCACGCCAUGCCUAAUCUUCACCAAACUCGCCUCGCAGUUGAAUGCCGAUAAGCUCAUCGAACUCGGCGUUAUCCCCAUCAUCUUCGUCAUCCAGACCUUUGUCUCGUACAUCGUCUCGAGGGUCGUGGCGAAAUGCUUCGGCUUCAACCGACGGGCCUCCAACUUCGUGACGGCCAUGGGCGUGUUCGGCAACUCCAAUUCGCUCCCCAUCUCCCUUGUCAUUUCGUUGUCGCAGACAUUGAAGGGGCUGCACUGGGAUAAAAUACCGGGCGACAACGACGAUGAAGUGGCUGCGCGGGGCAUUCUCUACCUGCUGCUCUUCCAGCAGCUCGGUCAGCUGGUCAGAUGGAGUUGGGGUUACCACGUCUUGUUGGCACCGAAAUCCAAGUAUGAAGAGUACAACGACGAGGCCAUCGAGGAGGGCCGCCAUCGCGACGAAGAGGUGGAGGAUGCAGACGAAACGCAGGGGCUGAUUGAAGGCAUUGACAUACUCCACGAAACCGAGACGCACGAGCACGAGCACGAGCACCAUCGGUCUUCGAGUCCCACACGCACGGACGAUUCAUCGGCCCGUUACGAACCAGCCGGAAGGACGCCUGUCGGGGGUUCCUCGGGCGCGUCGCCCAACGACUCAGAGGAUGAGGAGCAGCAUGACGGGGUAUGGAAGGCGAAUGGAAAGCCGUCCGCGGACGAACUUGGAUUGCACAGCCAGCUCGAAGGCCACGAAGAUUUGGACAGGAUGCUCUCUUUUCCUCGCAUCAACAAAGCCGACGCGUUGGAAGCGAGGCCGGGCAUCAAAGGCGUCCCCGUGAGGUUGCGACGCUUCAUCCGACGGUGGGAGCUCAAGAUCUGGGACUCCCUCCGCGCCGCCGGCCGGCGUGCGUACAACUCCCUCCCGCGCCCCAUCCAGGCCACCCUCACGACGCUGUACCGCGCGUGCCAGCGCGUCUACCGAUUCCUCUGGGACUUCAUGAACCCGCCACUCUGGGCGAUGCUCAUCGCCGUCUUUGUCGCCUCCGUCCCCGACUUGCAAGCCCUCUUCUUCCGCGAAGGGUCCUUCAUCAAGACGUCCGUCACGAGCGCCAUUAGCUCCUCGGCCGGAGUCGCGGUCCCCCUGAUCCUCGUCGUCCUCGGCGCCAACUUGGCACGCAACACGCAGGUCAGCGAUGACGAGACGGACCCGGAGGAGAAGCAGAUCGGCACGCGCCUGUUGGUGGCCAGCCUUAUCAGCCGCAUGCUGCUGCCGACGCUCAUCAUGGCUCCCAUCUUGGCCCUGUUCGCCAAGUACGUGCCCGUCAGCAUCCUCGACGACCCCAUCUUUGUCAUUGUCUGCUUCCUGCUCACGGGCGCCCCGAGCGCCCUGCAGCUGGCGCAGAUCUGCCAGAUCAACAACGUCUACGAGACCAUCAUGGGGAAGAUUCUUUUCCAGAGCUAUGUUGUCUGGAUCAUUCCGUCGACGCUGAUUCUCGUAAUGUGCGCGUUGGAGGUGGUUGAAUGGGCUAAGUGA
Messenger RNA from Thermothelomyces thermophilus ATCC 42464, 1782 nucleotides. RefSeq lists its product as uncharacterized. The record is from RefSeq and is a predicted model, not a curated record. The coding region runs from base 1 to 1782 and encodes 593 amino acids. Lineage: Eukaryota; Fungi; Ascomycota; Sordariomycetes; Sordariales; Chaetomiaceae. Gene Ontology annotation, biological process: transmembrane transport. The transcript has 3 exons. Gene Ontology annotation, cellular component: membrane; endoplasmic reticulum.